Messenger RNA from Oncorhynchus gorbuscha (pink salmon), 2620 nucleotides. RefSeq names its product NLR family CARD domain-containing protein 3-like. The record is from RefSeq and is a predicted model, not a curated record. Gene Ontology annotation, molecular function: protein binding. Bases 16 to 1683 code for a protein of 555 amino acids. The transcript is spliced from 7 exons. NCBI's taxonomy places the organism in Eukaryota, Metazoa, Chordata, Actinopteri, Salmoniformes, Salmonidae.
CAGCCCCUCCAGCUCAUGUGUCGUAUACCGGCCUUCUGCUGGAUAGUCUCCACUGCCCUCCGUGACGGAGCCCCCAGCUACUUUAGCCAAGUCACCACCACCACUUUGCCCAGUACAGCUAGGACAACGCCAGCAGGCUCCAGUGAUACUACCAACAACAGCGCUGAAAAAGCCACUCCAACCCCUUCCAUCUUCUCCUUCACUGUUCCCAACGUGACGUUAAUGAGUGGCGAUGUCAAGCCCAUCACCAUCACAGAGAUCUACUGCUGCUUCCUCAAGUCCGUCCUGGUGUUCCACGGCGAGGGCCGCAGUCAGGAAGGCUGCAGCCCGCAGCGUCUCCAGGAGGCCCCGCGGGUCCUAAAGGAGAUGCGGCCCAUGCUGAGAGACCUGGGAGCCCUGGCCUUCCAGGGCCUACUGGAGCGGCGCUUCCUCUUCGACCAGGCUGAUCUGAGCUCUUUCUCCCUGGACUGCAGCGGACUGUCCAAGGCCUUCCUGGUGGAGAUCCUCCGAGAGGACCGGGCCUCGCUCACCUACCAGAGGAGCUUCCACUUCCUCCACACUAGUGUACAGGAGUUCCUGGCUGCUCUGUACUACGUCCUGCAGGCCCUCUCCGGCUCAGACCCGUUCUUAGGCCUCAAGUCAGCCGUCGUUGUAGCCAUGUUUCCAGUCGCCCUGCACAAAGUGUUAACCUCCACUGCUAAUAAGCUCCUGACGCCCAGACGGCUCCUGCGCAGAUGCAUCAAGAAGGCUUUCUCCUGGGGUGGACACCAUCAGUCUGGUCACAUGGACCUCUUCUGCAGAUUUGUAUCUGGCUUAUUGGUACCUCAAACCUGUGUCAUCCUGGAUGGACUAUUCCCAGGCAGAUCCCAUAUAUUCCCAUCUCUCUCUUCCUCCUCUCUAUCCCUGCCCUCUCCUUCUCCUCCUCCUUUCACCCCUCCCUUUCUCCUGAGCCUGCUCCACUGCCAGCUCCAAUGUGGCAGACUGAGUCCAGAGAGGCAGGUCAACGUGUGCCACUGCCUGUACGAGGCCCAGGACCCAGGCCUGGUGCAGCGUCUACAAUCCUGGCUGCAGGUGCUGGCCCAGCAACAGGUCCCAGACCAGUCUGGCCCAGCCAAGAGGGACUGGAGCGAGCUGGCCUUCCUGCUGCAGCUGAUCCCAGACCUGCAGGAUCUGAAUCUGGAGGCCCAGGGGCUGGACGCAGAAGGCCUGCGCAGAUUGUUGCCUGUACUCCCUCUCUUCAGCACCCUCAGGCUAGGGCAGAAUCCACUGGGUCCAGAGGGGGCAGUUGUGUUAGCCUGUGCCCUGCAGAGCCCAGACUGCCGUGUCGAGAGACUGUGGGUGGUGGGGACAGGACUGGGUUGUGAGGGACUCAAGGUGCUUACAGAAGGACUGAAAGACAACCACACAGUGGUCGACCUUAGGAUGGCCAUCAAUCACAUUGGCGACGUGGGAGCGGGCUAUCUGGCGGAUCUACUGCGGACCAAUCAUACACUUAAAGAUGUCAGGCUCCGUGACAACCAGAUUACUGAUAAGGGAGCAGGACUCCUCAUGGAAGCACUGACUGAGAAUACCACUCUGGAACAUCUCUGGAUGUUUGACAACAAGUUAUCAAAGGAGGGAGUCAGGAAGCUGAAGCAGUUUGCCAGGAGCACAUCUCAUCUGGACAUCAAAGUGUGCAUCUGAUUUCAUCUGCCUUUCCUGUUGCUGAUGAUGGACUCCAAGUACUUUAUCAUUGGUGGAUGAUGUGGUUGUUUAUCAUUUGUGUGAUAUGGUACUUUUGCACAUAUACAUGGUAUGAAAGAUGUUAUUAGUAUUUAAUUCUUAUUUUUGUUCAAAGAACUAAGAGUUUAUAUUUGGUUGUCAGGUUGUAAUAGGUCAAUGUCAAUGAAAUCGUCAUAGGUCAACACGUUUUUCCAACAGGUUACCUUCUUGUGUUGUCAGAAACGCCGCCUCCAAGUAACGAGUUUAAACGUUUAAACAGCACUUCCAUGGAUGGCCAGCAGGGAGCAAUAGACCUGCAUACACAUGACCUACUGGAAGGCUAGGGUCAUUAUGUGCUAAAUUUAGAUGAUCAUGUUCACUCUAACAAAGUUGGGCAUUAAUGGGUUAACAAUAAUUUGUUGGUAGCCAACUAAAUUUCACUACUUAGAAUUAAUAUAGAAAUGUAUUAAGUUGAGGGUGACAAAAUUAAGUUGAGAAUUUUUUUUUCUACCACAAGAUGUCACCAUCAAUUUAAACUUUUCUGCAGUGUUUUUGUUUGCAUCCUUCCGAGUCUGGUCCAUGGGGACAUGCAUGUCAUUAUCCUUUGUUUCCCAUUUCCAUAGAAAAAAGGAAAAUAUGUAAAGUACCUGAAUCAUAAGGUGAUUUUUGUGAUGACCAGGGACAGUGCUACUAUUACUACAAAUCGAAUUCUAUACUUUGUCACCUGUGAAGGUAGAAACUCAUAAUCCCUUUAUGCACUUUGGAAAAAGUUUGUCUGGAAAUAUUUUUUAAAAACAUCGGGAAAAUGCUUCCCAUUUAACUCAACCAUAAACAAGUUUGCUAUUUUUGUUUUAUCUAUAAUUAGACUAGACAAUGUACGAACCUCUACAUGUAAUUGAAAAUAAAACAAUGCGUGCAA